Messenger RNA from Sturnus vulgaris (Common starling), 2052 nucleotides. The record is from RefSeq and is a predicted model, not a curated record. Lineage: Eukaryota; Metazoa; Chordata; Aves; Passeriformes; Sturnidae.
UCUUCUUCCUGUGAUGUCACGCUACAAAUUGCCUGGGCGCUCCGCUCUGCUCUCCAGAAGGAGCUGGGCUGGCAAGAGCUGCCGAGGGCUGCGGGCUGCAGGAACAAACACGCUCUGGAAUUCGGUUUCUGCCCUGGCAAGCAGCUCCCUCCUGCUUCUGCUUCCCGCCCCAUGGGGCCAGCCAGCGAGCAGACAAACUUGUUGUACAGAAAGAAGGGAGAGGGGGAAAUGCAAGUGCCGACACUUCGCAGCGGCCAGGAAAUCAUUCCCUAAAGCACACGCUCCCAGAAAAUUCGGAUGGACGAGGCUUUGCCGUCACAAUCUGCAGCCAAGAACUGGCUAUGUGAUUACAAAUAGCACUCGGCAGAGAAGAGAGACUUCCUGGUGAUUUCUGCUGGAGAUGUACUCCCCUGCCACAGAGCUCAUCUUCCUUCCCUGAAGCCUCACAGCGUAACAAACUUGCCAAAGCACACUGUUCAAAUACAUCUGACCUGCAAGUUCUUCUGGAAUUUCAAAAAAGUUGCAAUAAAAAUACCAGAGAAAACGCCAAAGCACAGGAAUUUUUAACAUACCAUUAUAAUGGUAAGCUCUAAUUGUUCCACUGAGGACUCCUUUAAAUAUACUUUGUAUGGGUGUAUCUUUAGCAUGGUGUUUGUUCUCGGCCUCAUAGCGAACUGUGUAGCGAUCUACAUUUUCACUUGUACUUUAAAAGUGCGAAACGAGACUACAACUUACAUGCUUAAUUUAGCUAUAUCAGAUCUGCUUUUCGUGUUUACAUUACCCUUCAGGAUUUAUUACUUUGUAACCAGAAACUGGCCAUUUGGAGACAUUCUCUGCAAGAUUUCUGUCACCCUCUUUUAUACAAAUAUGUAUGGGAGCAUUUUGUUUCUGACUUGCAUCAGUGUGGAUCGCUUUUUAGCUAUAGUACACCCCUUCCGAUCCAAGACUCUCCGGACCAAAAGGAAUGCAAAGAUCGUCUGUGUUGCAGUGUGGAUAACCGUGCUAGCAGGCAGCACACCAGCAAGCUUUUUCCAGUCCACAAACCGCCGGAACAAUACGGAGCAAAGGACGUGCUUUGAAAACUUCUCAGAAGAUACGUGGAAAACCUACCUAUCCCGGAUUGUCAUCUUCAUUGAAACUGUUGGGUUUUUUAUCCCGCUCAUCCUGAACGUCACCUGCUCCACUAUGGUCCUCCGGACUUUGAAUAAACCACUUACAUUAAGCCGGAAUAAAGUAAGCAAGAAAAAGGUACUCAAAAUGAUUUUUGUCCAUUUGGUGAUAUUCUGCUUCUGCUUUGUGCCUUAUAACGUUACCUUAAUACUUUACUCCCUUAUGAGAACACAGACCUGGGUCAACUGCUCAGUGGUGACUGCAGUCAGGACUAUGUACCCCAUCACUCUGUGCAUCGCUGUUUCAAACUGCUGCUUUGACCCCAUAGUCUAUUACUUCACAUCAGAUACCAUUCAAAAUUCCAUAAAAAAGAACCGGUCCACCAGACCGCGGGACCUCAGAUUCUCUGAAAGGCCAGUUUCAGAAAGUUUCAUUCAACACAGCCUUCAAACCAUAAAAAUGAAAAUAUUUGACAGUGACUCUACAAUAUAAACUAUAUUAAAAGACUAUCGGGACUAAACUGGAAUUCGAAGCCUGCACAUUUCUUCAGCUGCGGACAUAUAUUCUUAUAUGUAAAGGCUGUGCUUCCUUCACAGCUGAAAAGUUUAUUACAAGGCUGUAAAAGUGUUAAGCAUAAUAGCACACAGAAGAAGCGUUUAAAAAAAUUAUGUCAAAGGUCUGUUCUGACAGAUUGUAUGUUAGAAAUAAACUUUUGGAUUUAGAGACUAACCAAAGUCCAAAGACUGUUUGUCAAGUCAAAUACAAAUGAAAAAGUAGGUUGUUUUCCUUCCUGAAGUUAAAACAGUAGCUCAAUUUAAUAAUGAUAUCAGUUUCCAAGUUCCUGAGGAUGGGGGGUGAAGCUACCUGCUCUACACUGCAGGAAAAUUGCCGCUUUUUUGUCAUAUCACUUCAGCUCCUGUCUUCUCCAGCUUCCUCUGCUAC